Molecule: messenger RNA, 501 nt
Organism: Symbiodinium sp. CCMP2592
Lineage: Eukaryota; Dinophyceae; Suessiales; Symbiodiniaceae
Source: the annotation of a GenBank genome assembly
AUGCGGCUGAUGUCGGUGUGGCCCUGGAAGCCUGCUACGCAGGAGUCGCCGGCGCCGGCUCUGCAGCGCAAUGCCUCAGAGCCACUUUCUGGCUUUGGCAGGCGCAUGCUCGCGGAUCUGGACGAGUCGAGCGAUUCGGAGCUCAGCACCUCCAGCAGCGGGAGCCGAAGGUACCUUUGGCAGCGGUCCGAUUCAGGGGGCUCUCGAACACCGUCGGUUGACUCCACCUCUCGCGGGCUCCAUGAAGAAACUUCGGCGAGCCAGAAGUUCCAGGCACGGCCGCCACCUGGCCCUCGAUCGGCCGCCCCUGGCCGGAGCCAGCUCUACGAGCUGCAAAAGCCGAAGGGGUCUGGCAAGGGUGCACCUCCUCCCCCGCCGGCGAAGGGUGCUGGCAAGGCCUUGCAGUUCAGCCUGGCGUUGCAUGAUGUGCGGUCUGCCGAGGAGAGGCUUUGGGGGCACUUUCGCAUAAGCAAGCACCCCACUUACUACGUUGAGUUGUAA